CCUCGGGAGACACCGAAGUCACCUAACACCUGAGAUGCCCGAGCGUACACUAUACUACACUACUGCCGUGUGGAGGCACCGUCGCUCCGCACUUGAAAGUGACAAGCACCACAGGCAAACGCCAAAGCAGCACUUUUGAUGCACCCCUGCUGAGUCCGCUAACGCACCCCGACUUUGUCCCACCCCUGAUCUCCUCCACCGCCGACCGCUAGUGUACGCAGUAGUAUACACGACCGACAUUCCGUAUCCCAACAACGGGUACGGAAUACCUGACCUACUGACCGUCGUUUUUCCACCGAUCUUUCCUUUCUCCGAGAUGCCCGAUCCGUCGUCGAGCAAUUCUCUCCUGGAGCAGACUGUCUCGCUGAUGAGCAGCGCAGCGAGCUAUAUGCGGCUGCCUGCUAUCGCUUCUACUGGGGUCGCCGCUCUCUUGACCGCCCUGCUCUACUUCAAGCAGAAGGCCCUGAUCUAUCCGUCCCACAUCCCGGCCAACGCUCGAACCGACGUCCCCCGCCCGAGCCAGUUUAAUUUCAGAGACUACGAGGAGCUCAUCAUUCCAACCAACGAUGGGGAGAAGCUGUCGGCCUUCUACAUCCGGGGUCCGCGCGGUGGACCCAAUUCGAAGGUGACGGUGCUGAUGUUCCAUGGCAACGCUGGCAACAUCGGCCACCGUCUGCCCAUUGCGCGCAUGCUGAUCGCCGCAAGCGGCUGCAACGUCUUCAUGCUCGAAUACCGUGGUUACGGCAUCUCGACCGGCCAGCCUGACGAGUCGGGCCUCAACAUCGACGCUCAGACCGCACUCGAUUACCUCCGUGAUCGUGCCGAGACGAGGGACCACAAAAUUGUCGUGUACGGCCAGAGCCUGGGUGGAGCGGUUGGUAUCCGUCUUGUUGCCAAGAACCAAGGCGGCGGAGACAUCAGCGGCCUGAUCCUCGAGAACACCUUCCUGAGCAUGCGCAAGCUCAUCCCGAGCAUAAUGCCGCCCGCCAAAUACCUCGCCUACCUCUGCCACCAGGUUUGGCCCAGUGACAGCCUGAUCCCGAGUAUCAAGGUUCCGACGUUGUUUCUGAGCGGCCUUCAAGACGAGAUUGUCCCCCCCAUCCACAUGAAGCGCCUCUACGAGCUCUCCAAGGCCCCCAUCAAAGUGUGGAAGCCACUGCCCGGUGGCGACCACAACUCGAGCGUGAUCGAGGAGGGCUACUUUGAAGCCAUUGCCGAUUUCGUGAACAAAAUCGUCGCGGAAAAGGAAAAGGAAUGAGAUGGCGCUUCCCGGGCAAUCCUUAAACAAACAUCACCAAUGACACAGUUCUCCCCAUCUGUUCUAAGACUCAGGAACUGCAGGGGCGGGCCCGGAGGUGGGGCGGUACGGGGGGUGAGGAAUGUGAUGGUUGAUUAUUCUCAUUGCAGGCCUCUUUCUUUGUUUUUUUCAAGGUUUGAUACCCCAUCCUGCGACAGGAAUUCGGGAAGGUUCGUCGAUAACCCACUACUUCGGAGGCACAGACUACCUAGACCAGAUUUCGAUCCUUUCCAGGCAAUAUCCAAUGCAAUACCGCACGGGCAGCAUCGCUGGCUCGGCAGAAGCGCCCAUCACAGUACUCAUGUGAGCGGGAAGUGACUGGUCUGUGUCCAGACUGAAGCGGACGGAUGGAUGGGCGGGUAAAUGGCCGAGUUCACGCAGACGACGGAACCGGCAAGACAAACCACUCUAUGUCACACAUAUAUGGCCCCUUUUAGACGGUUUCUUCACGCCUGAGAGAUUGCCAAGCUUGGGACCUGCAUUGCUAUGCUGCCCCGUUAUCCUCUUCUGAAUUAAACUUGCCCACAAACGUCUUUAAACCAUUCCGUCGGAUACGGACGCGGGCAGCUGGCGUCGCACGUCACGCGA
This is a messenger RNA of Thermothielavioides terrestris NRRL 8126, 1885 nucleotides long. RefSeq lists its product as uncharacterized. Lineage: Eukaryota; Fungi; Ascomycota; Sordariomycetes; Sordariales; Chaetomiaceae. The record is from RefSeq and is a predicted model, not a curated record. Gene Ontology annotation, cellular component: membrane. Bases 317 to 1258 code for a protein of 313 amino acids. Gene Ontology annotation, molecular function: palmitoyl-(protein) hydrolase activity. The transcript is spliced from 5 exons.